Molecule: messenger RNA, 2357 nt
Organism: Corythoichthys intestinalis (scribbled pipefish)
Lineage: Eukaryota; Metazoa; Chordata; Actinopteri; Syngnathiformes; Syngnathidae
Product: peroxisomal succinyl-coenzyme A thioesterase-like
Exons: 11
Coding region: 660-2015 (451 amino acids)
Biological process (GO): fatty acid metabolic process; acyl-CoA metabolic process
Molecular function (GO): fatty acyl-CoA hydrolase activity
Source: RefSeq, a predicted model, not a curated record
AUUGUUUAAAAAACAAUCCCAUCAAGAAGAUUGUUUAAAAAAAUAAUCCCAUAAAGAGUACAUUCAACACACUUGUUUUUUUGGUGUCAUUCUUGAGUUUUAUGGCUGUGUAAUUGUUAUAGAUUAUUCCUCUAUGCAUUGGUGAGUGCUACACGGACUUCCUUCCUAUUGUGGUGUACAAGAGAAUCUUGGGCGAAUGGAGAGCUGCGUAAUAUUUCAGCGUUUGUCAUGUGUUUGAAAGCCAUGAAAGGCAGCUUCGUUUAUUUUGAUCGCAUACCCAUGUUUGAUAAACCUUCAUUCACCAGUCUGUCUUGAUAUAUUAAUAGCUACCAAUAUGUUUUGUUUGCACAGUCGUAAUGAAGUGUUCCCACCCUCAUGUAAUGUGAGCAUUGUGCAAUCUCCACCUGACACUUGUGCACAGUUUGGAAAAAGUGCAACCUCGUAUGACCUUUUACAGCCUGGACAGUCAAUGAUUGGGCUGCUGAAAUAAAUGAUUCCCUCGCUUGUUCCUGCUCACUCUGUGUACUUUUUGAUGACAUGACACCGCCAAGAGGAGCAGAAGAAUUGGACAUCCUUGGCUCUUCCAAUCUACUGACACGUUUCUGUGCUCACGGAGGAACUUUGACCUCCGUCUAGGAGCUCAACGUGAUGUCAAGUGGAUGAGCAUCACUUAUGAGGUGCGGAUAACCAGACCCACGAGACAAAGGAAAAUCGCUGCCAUGUCCCAGUCCGCCCCGCCACCUAUCUUGUCCGUGGCGCCAACGCGGGCCCUGGUGGACGAGACCUUGAGGGUGCGGGUGGACAAUCUGCCUCCCAGGGCGCCCGUGACGCUGCGCUGCGAGCACCGGUCGGAGGACAAAGACUACUGGGAGGCUUACGGCCACUACGUCAGCGACGCCGCCGGAGCUGUUUCCGUUGCCGAUGACUUGAGUUUAGGAGGCACGUACUGUGGAAGAGAAGCUAUGGGUCUGCUGUGGAGCAUGCGACCCGUUCCCGGCAGCCGCACGGGCCUCAGGUUGAGGAAGAGGAACGUGCGCACGCCCAUGCUUUUCACCAUCUCCGUUUUCGCCGGCCACGUCGACCGCGACUUCGACGGCCGACCUCCUCUGGCGCGGGAGCUCGUCGAGAGGUGGUACGCGGCCCCGGGGGUCCGCCGGGUGGAGGUCGAGGACCGAGGAGUGCGAGGGACCCUCUUCAUCCCUUCGGGUCCGGGACCCUUCCCGGGGUUGCUGGACAUGUGGGGGGGCGGCGGGGGCCUACUGGAGUACCGCUCGGCUUUGCUGGCCUCGCACGGUUACGUCUCUUUGGCACUGGAGUACUUUGCCCCGGGCGAGCUGGCCUCCACGGACCUGGAGUUCCAGUAUUUUGAGACGGCCUUCGACCUGGUCCGACGGCAUCCCGCCGUCCUCCCCGACAGAGUGGGAAUAUUCGGCCUUUCCAUGGGCGCCAUGGUGGCCAUCUCCCUGGCGUCAGAGAGCGCCCGUGUCGAGCCCGCCUGUUGCGUUUGCAUCAGCGGCAGCCAUUUUUUCCCACGCGACCAACCCCUGAGUCAAAUCAGCCAACCCAACGCCAGAAACGUCGGCAAGAUUCGUCUGGACGACCAACAAAACCUCAUCUGGCGAGAUCUCGGCCUGCCCGUUUCCGGCGACCUGUCCCGAAAAGCGGACGUGAGGAGAAUCAACUGCCCUCUCUUGUUGGUCAACGGUCAGGACGACCAAAAUCAUCCGACGGUGGAGUACGCGGAAGAUAUUGAGCGUAUGAUGCGCUCGGCGGGGAAGGAGCAUCUUCUGACCCGUCUGGAGUACCCCGACACGGGUCACCUGAUCGAACCGCCGUACUCGCCCCACUUCCGAGCCACCAACUUCAUGUGGGACAGCAAGAAGGCCCGAGUCACCCUUUUGUGGGGCGGCCAAACCAAAGCCCACUCGGACGCCCAAGAGGACUCCUGGCACAAGAUAUUGGCCUUCCUGCAGCGGCACCUCUACUCGGCGCCGCGUCCGAAAGCCAGGAUGUGAGCUUCGCCUUUGGCCACGUACGAUGUUGAUUCGCUCCCAAACUGGAGGUCACCCAAGCAGCUAGCUCUUGUUUGAAAGGCCACUUGAUCGUAAAUAUAUGCCAAUAAGGUCAUUAUCGCAUGACUUUUUGAACUGUGGGAUCAAGACAUUCCAUCCAUGAGUCAAACUUUGAAUAUGUUCUGGUUGACUGUACAAUCAUCAUCAUCCCUCCUGAUAACAUGUUGGAUCAAUGUUCAAAUAUUCUUAGAUGGCUCAUCUUUAAAGUAUUAUGAUGGAUCAUUUAAGCUUCAUUUUAUAAACGCAGUGAUGUUGCCAUUGAACAAUAAAGCCGCUUCCGUUUCA